AUGAUCUUGGGAUGGUACGAGUCCGACUCCUUGUUCGGCGGAUCAUGGGGGGCCCGAUCCUCGCACGGCGGCCGUGUAUGGGUCUCCAGGUCCGGCACAGCGAUGUUCGAUGUCGACAGCACGUUGGACAUGGAUUCGCAAAUAACUGUAUCUGGUGUCGGCUAUAUUUCCAUACACACGUCGUGUGACGAUGCGUGUGUGACGCUGAUGGACCGGUUUUCGCGCAGUCAACGGCCCAAAAUCGUGGCAGAGCGUAAACAUACGCUGGACUCGGCGAACGCAGGCGGUGUUAUUCCUACGGACGCUGCGAUCCACAACAGAACCUACGUUGCGCUGCUGACGCAGGAGUUGCUCAAGGAGUACGGCUGGAUAGGUGCUAAUCGGCCAGACCUGGUCUGUGCCACGCGCGGACCGGGCAUGGUUGGGUCCCUGGUAGGCGGCUACCAGCUGGCACAGGGACUCAGUGUUGCGUGGGACGUGCCUUUGGUGGGGGUCAACCACAUGCUUGGUCAUCUCCUGACUCCAAGAUUGCAGUCUAAUGGCAAAGCUCCCGAGUUCCCGUUCCUGAGUUUGAUGGCCAGCGGAGGCCACACUAUGUGCGUGCUCAGUCACAGUUUGGUGGAUCACGAGAUCCUCGUGGACACUCUAGACAUUGCGGCGGGCGACGCCUUGGACAAGUGCGGCCGCGAGCUGGGAUUUAGCGGUAACAUGAUUGGAAAAGAACUGGCUACGUUUGUGGAGAAAAAUGCUGGAUUGAUAGACGAAGAGCCGCUAUUCACCUUCAAAGAACCACUUCUCAACGCGCCAGGACGCAAAAACGUGAUUGCGUAUUCGUUUGGAUCGUUUAUCUCCCAAUUGAGAAGCCAUCUCGAUAGACAUUUCCCUUCAAAUGAGCUGAACGACCAUGCGCGAGCCAACGUUGGCCACCAGCUGAUGAAGACCGUUUUCCAGCACAUGUUGACCAAGAUCAGGCUGGCACUCAAAAUGAGACGGGUCUACGUGAAGAGCUUUGUGUGUUCCGGAGGAGUGGCCUCGAACCAACUGCUGCGCAACAUGAUCAAACAACAGCUUCCGUUUAUCAGAAAGAAGUAUUUCCCAGAGCCACGAUUGUGCAUAGAUAACGCCACAAUGAUUGGCUGGGCGGGAAUCGAGCUGUACGAGUCCGGCGUGGUCACUCCGAUCGGCAAAACCGUCGUUAGAAAAUGGCCAUUAUCAGAACUGGACGACCGGCGGAAACACCGCUCAGAGUUCGCCGUCGUGUCGUCGCGCUGGUCCUGCUCCAUCAGCUCAGACGCAGUACGUUUGUUGGCUGUCUUUGAAACGCCCGUUCGCGAGUCGUCUGCGAGUCGCUGCUUCGUCACACGUGACCUGCGCGUGUUUUCCAGCGGUCCCAGCAGAAAAUCCGUGGUUGGGGCUCUUCGAGAGCAGUUCAUGAACAACAGCCCAACACCAAUCCAAUUGAAUCGCGACAUGCUGCGGUCGAUCGCAGACUCCUCUUCAAAAAUAUCUUCCUGGCCUGAAAACUGCUUCAUGAAGUUGUUUGUAAACUCGUUGAAAUCCAAAACGCGCUGCGAUCGUCCCAAUUUCAGGUUCUUUGUCGCCAGCUUGGCCUGUAAACCGAUUUCCUUCAAUGUGGCCGAGUCUUUGGCAACGAUGUUCGAUUGGAUCGAUGUUUUUGUCUCGGAGAAAAGAUGGUCGGCUAAGUCCAGCGACUUCGCCACCGCCUUGAUGCCGUUCUCGCGCGCAAUUUCUGUUCGCUGGUUGACCAGAUCGCGGUCAAGUCGACGAUACUUCGCGUGUAACUCGAACUGUUCGCGUUCUGACAUCUCACGCUUGGAAACCUCUGAUUCCGACUCGGGCGACGAAUCGGACGACGAAAACUCGUCUUCAGAAGACCCUGACUCCUCGGACUCUUCCUCGGACUCCUCAUCCACGGAUGGAUCGUCAUGGUGCAAGGAUGCAAAGUUGGGCUCGUCGGCGAAAGGAGACGGUGAUAUGAGAAUCGGGUGUUCGGUAGACGGGGCAGGGAACGAGGACGGGCGGCCGACUUUGGUUGCCGUGCCUAUGAACGUGUUCAAGUAUUGCAAGAACUCCAGAGACCCGGUCAGAAUGUGCGGAAUCUCUGUGCCACCUUCUCCCACAAACGCUGCUACCACCUGCUGGCCCUCAGAAAAGUCUUCGCACAUAGACCACUGGUUGUGGUGUUCUUUCCCCGUUGUGAGGUCUUUCAGGAAAUGGACAGCGAACUUUGGCGGAGCAGCGAGUUGCAGCUGGACUUGUUCCGUUGAAUCUGCCGUUGCCUCCCGCUGCUCUGAGUUUUGGGUUCUAUAA
Messenger RNA from Ogataea philodendri, 2331 nucleotides. RefSeq lists its product as uncharacterized. NCBI's taxonomy places the organism in Eukaryota, Fungi, Ascomycota, Pichiomycetes, Pichiales, Pichiaceae. Gene Ontology annotation, biological process: mitochondrial tRNA threonylcarbamoyladenosine modification. Gene Ontology annotation, cellular component: mitochondrion. The transcript has 4 exons. The record is from RefSeq and is a predicted model, not a curated record. Bases 1 to 2331 code for a protein of 776 amino acids.